Cornus florida is the source of this 1623-nucleotide messenger RNA. RefSeq names its product transcription factor BHLH089-like. Gene Ontology annotation, biological process: regulation of DNA-templated transcription. Gene Ontology annotation, cellular component: nucleus. The record is from RefSeq and is a predicted model, not a curated record. Lineage: Eukaryota; Viridiplantae; Streptophyta; Magnoliopsida; Cornales; Cornaceae. The transcript has 6 exons. Bases 405 to 1262 code for a protein of 285 amino acids. Gene Ontology annotation, molecular function: protein dimerization activity; DNA-binding transcription factor activity.
CGCUAGACACUCCGAGAAUACCUCACUCAAAGUCACUUCUUCUCAACUACCGAGGUGUUUCUCUCUCUCUAUAUUUCUCUCUCUACAGUCGAAGGAGAUCACUACAGCUUUAGCUCUGCUGUUCUUGCCCCCACUCUGUCCCUCCCUCUUUCUCUCUCUAACUCUCUCUAUCUACAGUUUUGUCUAUACUUUACGGCUCUCGCUUUCGGAGUACUAUACUACUAUCUCUCUCAUCCAAUGUGAUUUAAUUCGACUAUCGAUCUUCAAAUGCGGAGUCUUUGAUCAUAGUGAGUAGCGAAUUGGGUGGAGCUAGGGUUUGUGAGCUCUUGAAAUCGACUUGGAUUUUGAAAUGAGGAAUUUGGGUACGGGUUGGAAUUUGGAUUGGGAUCGGGUCGGGUGUUGAGAUGGAUCCGCCGGCGCUGAUCAACGAGGGUGCGUUUCAGUUUGCGAGUUUGGCGGAGAUCUGGCCGUUUCCGAUCAACGGCGGCGGUGCCGGUGGUGGUGGAUCCGGAGGAGGUUUGGACUUGAGAAGCGUUGAGUUUGGGCGGAUUUUGGGUCAGCUUGCGGAUGAUUUGAAUUCGAUUCGAGACGGUUCUUCUGGUGAUGAUCCGAUGGUUUUGGACCAGAGAGGGGCUUAUGAUGCCGGUGUGACGAAGCGGCGUGAUGAGGAUGAGUCGGUCAAGGUUGUCUCGACGAGCAAUGGCAAUGGCAGUGGCGUGAACGAUUGUGAUGGUAAGCGUCUUAAGAGCGCACGAUGCAGAGACAAUAAUUGUGAUACAAAAGCUGAAAUGGAAGCAAAUUCAAGCAAGCAAUCAGAGCAAGAUGCGAAACUGCCCGAGCCUCCAAAGCAAGAUUACAUCCAUGUACGAGCACGAAGGGGUCAAGCAACCGAUAGUCACAGCUUAGCAGAAAGAGCUAGGAGAGAGAAGAUAAGUGAGAGGAUGAGAAUUCUCCAAGAUCUGGUCCCUGGUUGUAAUAAGGUCAUUGGCAAAGCACUGGUUCUAGAUGAGAUCAUUAAUUACAUACAAUCACUACAGCGUCAGGUUGAGUUCUUGUCGAUGAAGCUUGAAGCGGUUAAUUCGAGAAUGAACCCCAGCAUUGAAGGACGUCCAGCGAAAGAUUUCGGUCAACAAACAUUUGACACGGCUGGUCUGGCAUAUGGUUCACAAGCUACAAGGAACUACAGAAGGAGUUCAUCGCCAGAAUGGUUGCAUAUGCAGAUUGGCGGCGGCAGCGGCGGCGGCUUUGAAAGAACAACGUAAUUUAUGCCAAAAAGUAUACACCACUAAUAAGAACAUAAAAUACACCUGCUACCUCCUUCAGCGACUGCCAAAAAGUAUACCCGCUAUCUUGAAUCAGAAGACCUCAGUAUCGUUUUCUGCAUUACGCAUGGAGCUGCAAUAUGCUUCUAAGAGAGGUGAAAUUAAUAUCUAAACAACUCCAUUCCUUUCGGGCAGAAAAUGAAUCUGUUUAGCUCCUUGUAAUUCAUAGCAGGCUUCAUGUUCUACGUCCCAAAAGCUACUGUUCUUGUAAAAUUCAGAAUGUUUAAAGCAUAAUUCAGAAUGUACUGAGAAGCUGAAGGUUUUGUUCAAUAAGCAGUUUAAGGCUUUGUUUGGCAGUUAA